Messenger RNA from Coturnix japonica (Japanese quail), 3470 nucleotides. It is a transcript of the gene FAM107A, whose product is annotated as family with sequence similarity 107 member A. The record is from RefSeq and is a predicted model, not a curated record. Gene Ontology annotation, cellular component: stress fiber; neuron projection; synapse. Lineage: Eukaryota; Metazoa; Chordata; Aves; Galliformes; Phasianidae. Gene Ontology annotation, biological process: regulation of actin cytoskeleton organization; actin filament bundle assembly; actin filament polymerization.
AUCUGAUUUCCCUGGGAGCGUGGUUUAAGGCACACUCAGGAGAAAUCGCCCUCUGUGGAGCAGGGGCACAACCCCUCAGUGGCUGCGCACAUCAACAGCUCUUCUCUUUGCGGGGGUGAGAAAACCCACCGGCUUAUUCAUUUUCUGGGGAAACAUCAGCCGGCAGUGAAGAGCAAAGGGAGCAACUUUUGGGGUCUACGGGGUCCACGUGGGGCGGCAGGGAGGUGGCAUCCAUGUGAGCCUCCAUCCUUGCCCCACUGAAGAGACCAGGCAGGAGCUGGGGAGCCUCACAGAGCCAAAGGCCAGCAGAGCAAGCACAGAAGGCAGAAGCAGCCGCCUGGCCCCAUGUCGUGGGACACGGGGCAGCACGGGGCCCCUGGGCUGCCCAGGGGCACACUGCAGAAAUCAGCAUCAAUGUACACAGAAAUACAGCAGGAGCACUGUGACAGCAGGAGCAUCCUGAGUCAGCCGGACUACAUAGAUGGGAACCCAGACUUGAUCAAACCUAAAAAGCUCCUCAACCCCGUCAAAGCCUCCAAGAGCCACCAGGAGCUGCACCGAGAGCUGCUGAUGAACCACAAGAGAGGCUUGAGUGUAGACAGCAAGCCAGAGUUGCAGAGGGUGCUUGAACACCGACGGCGAAACCAGGUCCUCAGGCAGAAGAAGGAAGAGGAAGAGGCCAAGAAGUUGCAGUCUCCCUUUGAAAAAGAGCUACUGAAGAGGCACCAGCGGCUGGAUCAGCUGGAGAAAGAGCAGGAGAAGCAGGAAGACCAUGCACCAGAAUUCAUUAAAGUCAAAGAAAAUCUGAGAAGAACAUCAACGGUGACUGGGGAAGAAAAAGCAGUGUAGCUUCUGCCAAAACCCAGCGGGGAUCCUACCAAGGCUGAUGUCUCUGUACAUGCUGGACACUCACAGCCACAUCUUUGGGGCUACUCAUGUCAUUAACACUUGCUCCAGUAGAUGGCACAAAAAAGGUUUUCCCAUCCCAGGAAGGUCUCAUGAUCAAAAAGGUGCAGUAUUUACUGAAGAGGCCCUCACACGAGGUGGUGCAGAGCGAAGCAAUGUCCCUUUCCUCCCCAGUUGUGGGAGCACACUAACAUCCAGCUAACUCCUGGUUAACCCUCAUGAUGUGGCCAAGGUGUGAGCCAGGGCAGUCAGCAGAGGGAUGGUCAUUGCCAUGGGCUGGGGAACCCGCAUCCCCUGGAGGUGGGCUCACCAAGCAGGGCAGCAGGGGAGUGGCUGCAGCUCCAGAAAUCUCCUGGCAAAUCAGCGUGGUGACUAAAAGGACAAUCUGCGUAUCACUGGGAACAGCCCAAGGGUUACUGGCACUGCAGAACCGCACAAGACAAACAAUGCUAUCACACUAUGAGAAAAAUCAACUCCUGAGUGCCCACACCAGCUCAGCAUUGGAAGGCCAGGUGCCACGUAUUCUUCACGAGCAUCUUUAAGCUGCAUUUCAGACCUGCUUGUAAAUAGCUGUUGAGCUGUUUGCUCUGUUCCAUGCUUAGGCAGAAAAUACACAGAACUUCCCAUGAAAGCCCCGGGUGAGAGGCUCCAUGCAGGAAUCUGGGGGCUCAGCACAGAUAUGAGCAAAAGAGUGCAGUGAGCAGUCAGCAGCAGAUCCUGUGGAUCUGGCAGAGAGGAGCAGAGAUGAACUGCUUCAGCCCCUCACCUUGGACAUGUGCAACUACAGCAGCCAGCAAAACCUGCCCUGUGAUGCCAUGCUGGUGUCAGGAUGCUGACAGGGGUCACAGCUGGCACCAGCAUGUGUUGUGGGCUACUGGGCAUGGAGGUACUGCUGCAAAGCUGCUUCUCAGCACUUCUCAUCCCUUCUUCCAGAGGCCAGUGCUGUCUCAGUUCAGUUGCCAUGUCACAAAGGUAAAAAUCUUGCUGCUGUCAGAGCAAAGCUGAGGUAGAUGGUGUCUUUGCACCAUGUAUGAGAUGUCUACAUGUAGAGCUAAAAUUGCUCCUUCAGGUAGAUCCCAGCUUCUCACUUCUCACACAGCCUUGCUACAAAGCCUACAAAAGCAAAACUCACUGACUGCCUUCAAACACUGGUUCUUAAACAGCAAGAAUUAACAGGCAUGGUCAGUUGGGAAGGUUUAAUCUAGUUAAACAGUGUCCACCAUCCACAUUUCAGUGGAUCCAUAUGUGAACUAAGGGAAAGGGAGUGUUUAUCACAUCUUUAUCAAGAAGUUACUAAACCAUUUCCCAGUCCGUCUGGCCCAGAAGGGUGUUUCAUUUCAGAGGAUGCUGCUCAGCUUGGCAGAUCAAGUAAAGCAUCUGAGUCACACCACACAUCAAGAGCAGCAGUACAGGGAUGGGGCCUCUGGACAGCAUUGGAUCACAUAACCCCUGGCCUGGUCUCAGUCCUUGAGAGCAUCGUCUCACAGCACCAUCCCUGUGGCAGCUUUUAGCCUCUCACCCAUCACACUUAUUUUAAAGAGGCUGUUCCAGAAAUCUGGUGCACAUGGUCCCUAUGGGUUAAACAAGAUCUGACAGGAUUUGUUACAUCCUUUCCCACCGUGAAGCUUUUCACAUAGUCUGUAAUUAAAACCAUGAGGGAGAAGCUGCAUUGAGCAUUUAUUCAGGCAGGAAAAAAAGCCAAAUUUCUCUGAGAGAAAAAUAUUUUGCUAAGGAUGCUUGUACAGAGCUGUACAGGAUGCUUUAUAAUACCCCAUCGAUUAUCGGUUUCAGUAACAAAUGAGAACAUAUCGAGCUGUGUUUCUGUGAGCAGUUACGACACAGAUCAAGUAACCUUGAUCAAAGAGCUCCAAAAAAUUAAGCAAAUUAAUUUGUAAUUUUGCCACAGAUGGAAAUGCUCUCCAGAAGAGACAAUCUGUCACUCCAUAUGCACCGGUGAAAUCAGCGCUAUCGGUGUUCCUUGCCUGGGACAGGGGCACUUACAGAAGUCCUUGGGUGGGAAGCUGAGUGCUCAGUGCAGGUGGAGAACGUUUGGCUGUUAUCUUCUUGAGUAUCUCUAAUAUCUGAAAAAAAAUCAAGGUGUCUUCCUUUCACCUGGUGUCCACCAAGAGUGGAGAGGGGCCUGGGAUUGCCGAGUGGUGUCAGGCAUCCAGAAGGGAAAGGGGUGGCCAAAUAGCACUGUCCUAGCACACACUAUGUGAAUAGAGCCCAAAGAAAUCCUUCCAUCUGCGGAGAAACAACAGAGUCUGAAACAGGCAGAGCAGAGAGGGCAGGACCCAACAGUGCAGGAUCCCAGCAACCCUAGCUGACAAUCCCAGCGAGAGAUUAUGGGAUAUCUUUGAGCAUCCUUUCCUUUUAAAUGAAUUCCUGAAUUUGGGGUCUACGCCCCCUAGAACGUGCUCCUAAAUAAACGUGGUGUAUCCGGAAGAUGCAGACAAUCAGAAUAUUGACAGAAGACAAUCUUUUGCACUGUGUAUGUUGCCUACGUGGUGUAUAGUUUCUAUUGUGUUGGUGUUCAUAUAUAUAAACGCAUGCUGUGCACUACU